AUGUCUUACUCUCCUAAUCUUCAAAAACCUUCAAACAGUACUAACCACUACGAAGAAGAUCAACAACAACAACAACAGAUCAAAAGCCAGUCCCAGAAAUAUGAAGAGAUUAUUUCAACCCUUCCUAAGGAUCAAGAUGGAUGGUUGGACGAGCAUUACAAGAUUGAAGGUUUUUGGUAUGAUCCUGUUUGGGCUGUUGGAGUUCUUUGGGCACAGGAAAACUUCCAGGCACGCUCUAGUGAUGUUAUUUUGGCUUCAUUUCCCAAGUGUGGCACCACAUGGUUAAAGGCUCUCGUGUUUUCCAUCCAGAAGAGAAAUGAUCGUUGCCUCAAUGAUUCAACUCACCCUUUACUCACUACAAACCCCCAUAAGUGUGUUCCCUAUUUUGAGCUGCAAGCUCAUGAAGAUGACCCAUUGACAUACCUAGAUUCUCUUCCCUCACCUAGGCUACUUAGCACACAUGUCUCUUACACUUCAUUGCCGAUAUCCAUCAUAAAUUCAGGUUCGAAGAUUGUGUGUAUUUGUCGGGACUCGAAAGAUGUUUUGGUCUCCUUGUGGAAAUUUGUCAAUAAAAUAAGAUCUGGAAGGAACAUGCCACCCCUGCCUCUGGAAGAAGGGUUUGAGCUUUUCUGUAAAGGAGUUUGUCUCUCAGGGCCCUUUUGGGAGUACAAUUCGGAGUACUGGAAUGCAAGUUUAGAACGCCCGAAUAAUGUAUUUUUUCUCAAGUAUGAGGAUCUGAAGAAGGAUACUACUUUUUACGUGCAGAAGCUGGCACGAUUCAUGGAAUGUCCCUUUUCGGUGGAUGAAAAAAGUAAAGGUGUCGUGAAAGACAUAAUAAAGCUAUGUAGUCUUGAGAAUUUGAGCAAUCUGGAGGUGAAUAAAGCUGGAACAUUUCAUCUGGGCUCGAAAGCGAAGGUGGACAACAAUGCAUUCUUCCGGCGAGGUAACGUUGGAGAUUCGAAGACUUGUCUGACGCCUUCGAUGAUCAAGCGACUUGAUGAGAUUACAAAGGCAAAGUUCAAAGGGUCUGGACUGGCAAUUUAG
Populus euphratica (Euphrates poplar) is the source of this 1044-nucleotide messenger RNA. RefSeq names its product cytosolic sulfotransferase 8-like. Gene Ontology annotation, molecular function: sulfotransferase activity. NCBI's taxonomy places the organism in Eukaryota, Viridiplantae, Streptophyta, Magnoliopsida, Malpighiales, Salicaceae. The coding region runs from base 1 to 1044 and encodes 347 amino acids. The record is from RefSeq and is a predicted model, not a curated record. The transcript has a single exon.